This is a messenger RNA of Neogale vison (American mink), 955 nucleotides long. RefSeq names its product uroplakin 3A (gene UPK3A). The record is from RefSeq and is a predicted model, not a curated record. The coding region runs from base 47 to 910 and encodes 287 amino acids. The transcript has 6 exons. Lineage: Eukaryota; Metazoa; Chordata; Mammalia; Carnivora; Mustelidae.
GGUCCCCUGCACCACGCGCCCGCGCUCCCGCGCUGUGUUCCGGGCUAUGCCUCCGCUCUGGGCCCUGCUGGCCCUCGGCUGCCUGCGGCCUGGCGUGGGUGUGAACCUCCAGCCCCAACUGGCCAGCAUGACCUUGGCCACCAACAACCCCACCCUCACCACAGUGGCCUUGGAAAAGCCACUCUGCAUGUUUGACAGCUCAGCCGCCCUUGACGGCACCUAUGAGAUCUACCUCUACGUCCUUGUCGACCUAGCGAGCUCCAGGAACGCCUCCGUGCAGGACGACAGCAGGACUCCCCUGAGCUCCACGUUCCAGCAGACAGAGGGAGGGAGGACAGGCCCCUACAAGGCUGUGGCCUUUGACCUGUCCCCCUGCAGCGACUUGCCCAGCUUGGAUGCCCUAGGGGACGUGGCCCGGGCCUCGGAAAUCCUGAAUGCGUACCUCGUCAGGGUGGGUGCCAAUGGGACCUGCCUGUCAGACCCCAACUUCCAGGGCCUCUGUAACCCGCCCUUGUCAGCAGCCACGGAAUACAGGUUCAAGUACGUCCUUGUCAACAUGUCCACGGGCUUGGUACAGGACCAGACCCUGUGGUCAGACCCCAUCCACACCAACAGGCUCACCCCAUACUCAGCGAUCGACACGUGGCCCGGCCGGAGAAGCGGAGGCAUGAUCGUCAUCACGUCCAUCUUGGGCUCCCUGCCCUUCUUCCUGCUCGUCGCCUUUGCCGGUGCCGUCGUCCUCAGCCUUUUGGACUCGGGCAGCUCGGACAGGGAAACGACACACGACUCCCAGAUCACGCAGGAGGCUGUCCCCAGGUCCCUGGGGACCUCGGAGGCUGCGUACCCAUCUGUGAACCGGGGGCCGCCGCUGGACCGGGCCGAGGCGUACAGCAGCAAGCUCCAGGACUGAACCUGGGCUCCACCCCGGGGCGGCCACACUGUCCCGGCUGGCCUC